AUGUCCAGCCAAGCCUGUCCCUGGCAGGGCCCAUCCCAGCAGGCUCUGGAGCAGCCUUCAAGGGCCAAGGGCUGCAUAUGUGGGCCCACCACCUGCACUUGUGCCGGGGCCAAGUUCUACACGGAUCCAGAGGCCGCGAAGGACAUCUCUGACGGGGCGAACAUCAUGGUUGGCGAAUUCGGGCUCUGUGGGACUCCCCAGAACCUGAUAGGGGUGCUGCUCAAGACCCACAUGAAGGACUUGACCGUGAUCAGCAAUGGUAUGGACAACUGCUAGCUGGACGUUUUACUAGUGACCAGGUGGGUCACCCACAUCUCAUCAGCCACACCUACCUGGGUGAUGACAUGCUAUGAGCGCGAGUUAUUGGCUGGUGCACUGGAGCUGGAGAUCACACAGGGCACCUUGGUCCAGUGAUCCGUGCAGACAGGGCCAGGUGGGGCUGGGGUACCCACCUUCUACAUGCCCAGGGCCUAGCGGGACCCAGUUCAGGAAGGAGGCACCCCCAUCGGGUACGACCAUGACUGCCACAUCACCAUCAUGAGUCAGCCCAGACAGGUGAGGGAGUUUCUCCGGCAACACUGUUUUGGGGCACGCAUCACGGCGGAUUUUGCUUUGGUGAAAGGGUGGAAGGGCAGCUGUGUGGGAAAUGUCAUUUCCAGGAAUGUCAAUGUGCCCAUGUGCAAAGCUGCCGAAACCUCUGUGGCGGAGGUUGAAGAAAUUGUGGAUGUGGGGUCCUUUGCUCCGGAAGACAUUCAUGUUCCUGACAUAUAUGUAGAUCACGUGACAGGGAAAAAGUAUGAGAAAAGAAUUGAGCCCUUAACACUCUGGGAAGAGGAAGAAGGAGAAGCCAAGUCUGCAGAUGAAGGGAGUGAAUCUCGAACGGCAACUCUUGAAUUUGAGGCUGGCAUGUAUGCCAACGUGGGCAUAGGAAUCCCUCUUCUGGGCAGGAACUACAUCCACCCAGUAUGACUGUUCAUCUCCACAGUGAGUGGGAUCCCGGGCUCGGGGCCAUUUCCAUUAAAAGAGGACGUAGGCGCAGACCUCACCAAUGCGGGCAAGCAAACGGUCGCCAUUCUUCCUGGGGCUGUUUUCUCCAGCGACCACCCAUUUGCUGUGAUCCGGGGACACACCCACCUAACCAUGCUAGGAGCCAUGCAGGUUUCCAGACAGGUGACCUGGAAGAAGGUGAAGGGAAUGGGUGCGAUGGAUUUGGUGUCCAGUAUCAAGGCCAGAGUAGUGGUCACUGUGGAGCACCGCACCAAGGCCAGGGAGCCCACAGGCAUGGAGCAGCGCUCGGUGCCCCUGACUGGGGAGCGGUGCGUGGCCCGAAUCAUCAUGUAAAGGGCCGUGUUUGACGUGCACAGGAGGAAAGGCCUGGCGCUGGUCGAGCUCCGGGAGGCCUGGCGGCGGAGGACUCCCAAGGGGCACGGGGAGCGCCUUUGCCGGCUCACCCGUCAGACCCGCGCAGCAGCCUCAAUGGCCUUUCCCCUCUGCUCGCAGAACUUCCUGCGUCUUGUGGCCUGUGUCCUGGUGGUUCUGCUGCUUCCUCAUGACAGCACCUUGCCAUGA
Molecule: messenger RNA, 1569 nt
Organism: Molossus molossus (Pallas's mastiff bat)
Lineage: Eukaryota; Metazoa; Chordata; Mammalia; Chiroptera; Molossidae
Gene: OXCT2
Product: 3-oxoacid CoA-transferase 2
Cellular component (GO): mitochondrion
Molecular function (GO): succinyl-CoA:3-oxo-acid CoA-transferase activity
Source: RefSeq, a predicted model, not a curated record